Molecule: messenger RNA, 1842 nt
Organism: Myripristis murdjan (pinecone soldierfish)
Lineage: Eukaryota; Metazoa; Chordata; Actinopteri; Holocentriformes; Holocentridae
Product: caspase-6
Exons: 8
Coding region: 53-958 (301 amino acids)
Biological process (GO): positive regulation of neuron apoptotic process; apoptotic process; proteolysis
Cellular component (GO): cytoplasm
Molecular function (GO): cysteine-type endopeptidase activity
Source: RefSeq, a predicted model, not a curated record
UUCACUGUUUCAUUCUGUUGUCGGAAGAAAGGCGACCGUCCACCCUACAACCAUGUCUAACGCUGGAAAUGAAGGCAGUGGAGGAAGUGUUGCUAAGGACAGCACGGCAGCAGACAGGGCAGAGCAUGGUGAGAACCUUACGGAGACCGAUGCCUUCAUCAGAAGCAGCAGUGUCUCCUUGGAUCCUGCAGAGGAGUACAAGAUGGACAACAAGCGGCGAGGUCUAGCACUCAUCUUUAACCAAGAGUACUUCUUCUGGCGCCUGGGAAUGAACACUAGGCAUGGGACCAACGCGGACCGCAGCAACUUAGAGAGAAGGUUUCAGGACCUGAACUUUGAGGUGCACACUUACGAUAAUCUCAAACAGGAGGAGAUCUUAAGUAAAAUCAGUCAAGCUGCCGAAGUCAACCACACAGAUGCAGACUGCUUUGUGUGUGUCUUCCUGAGUCAUGGUGAGAAUGAUUAUGUUUAUGCUCACGAUGGCAAGAUCAAGAUCCAGACUAUCACAUCCCUGUUCAAAGGAGACAAGUGCAGGAGCCUUGUUGGAAAGCCCAAGAUCUUCAUACUACAGGCUUGCCGUGGAGACAAACAUGAUGAACCGGUGACGGCCAUGGAUGUCGUGGACAGUGAGGUGCAUACAAACCAGGUGGUGGUGGACGCUGGGGUUGUCCACACCCUCCCUGCCGGGGCAGACUUCAUCAUGUGCUACUCGGUGGCUGAGGGUUACUACUCCCACCGGGAAACCAUCAAUGGUUCGUGGUAUAUUCAGGAUCUGUGCGAGACACUCAGGAUGUAUGGGGAUUCCCUUGAAUUCACAGAGGUACUCACGCUGGUCAACAGGAAGGUGUCGAUGAGGAGUGUUGGAAAUUGUAACGACCGAAGUGCCAUUGGGAAAAAGCAAGUACCUUGCUUUGCAUCAAUGCUCACCAAAAAACUCUACUUCCGACCAAAAAAGUAAUAGUUUCAGUCCUUGUUCAUUUGAUAAGCCCUUUUGUUUCAUAUAUUUGUGUCGAUCAAAGGGGUCCAAUGACUACAUUUUCUCAUUUUAAGGUUUGACAGUUGUCCUUGCUGUUUUUGUCCAGUCCUAAAUUGUAGGUUGCUCAUCAAAAUUACCACUACUUACAUAUACAUUAUAUAUUCAGCUAUCUAAUUGGCUGCCAUAUCAUUUUUAAUUAAAUAUCAGUGCAGAUAAAUACAGAAAUAUAUUUUGCACUUCUAAAUAUGAAAAUUGUUUUUAAAAAUUACUGUUGACUGCAUUUUUGGUGGUGACUUCUCAAAGCCUUAGUGAGUCUCAAAGAAUUUUACUUCCUUGUCAAACCUGUUUUUUUUUUUUGUUUGUUUGUUUUUGGUUUUUUUUAAGAUAAUGUACUACAAAAAUGCUGCAGGGCUGGUUACAUCAAAACAUGACAACCAAGUAAUCAUUAUUCAAAUGUUGUUUUUUCUUUGUAAUGUCUGCCUCUUUCACUACACCAGUGCACAAUAAUCUCAUGGGAGAAUGUCACCUCUUUAUAAGUUAAUCAGCACCAAUGAGCAAAUUAGAUCUCUCACAAUGGACUGUGAAGACGGCACACUGCUGUUUGUCUUCAAGCUUGCUCCUUCUAAAAGGGAAUUUAUGUUUGUGUUUUGUUCUCUGUGAUGUAUCAGUUUUCAGUACAAAACACAAUAAUGUGUAUUUGCCCCCUAAGCAGGAGCAAACGAUCUCAGGGAGGAGGGUGUCUCUUUCACAACAUGUAGGGCUAAACACUGCAAGCUGUGCCACAUGAUCCCUGACUCAGGAAAGGCAAAGUGACCAGUGUAGACAGCACACUAUGUCCUUCUGGUCAUGCUGUUGUGCCUUUGUUU